GCCAUGGAAGACAGCCAGACACUCUUGACCCCUGUGGUGAGCUGUGGGCCUCCAGGAGCCCUGCUGACCCGCCCCGUCAUCCUCACUAUGCAUCACUGCGCAGACCCCAACACCGAGGACUGGAAGAUACAACUCAAGAACCAGACAGCACAGGGACAGUGGGAGGAUGUGGUGGUGGUUGGGGAGGAAAACUUCACCACCCCUUGCUACAUUCAGCUGGAUGCAGAGGCCUGCCACCUCCUCACAGAGAGCCUCAGCACCUACGCCCUGGUAGGGCAGUCCACCACCAAAGCUGCCGCGAAGCGCCUGAAGCUGGCCAUCUUCGGGCCCCUUUGCUGCUCCUCUCUGGAGUACAGUGUUCGAGUCUACUGUCUGGACGACACCCAGGACGCCCUGAAGAUGUGCUGCUUCUAAGGCCCUGUCAGGAUGGAAAUCAUCCUAGGCUUAAAUUCUGCAUAGGGAAAACUGUAUUUGUAGUGGAACUGUGGGAUCUGAUUAAAGGCAAAUCUCUUAACCACUCCAAGAAAAAUCAUUGUAAAAAGUGCACUACAGAAGAUCUACAUCAUAUUUGAAAUGUUUGAUGCAUGUAUUUUAUAUUCAUUCACACAGUCUUAUACUUAGGCAUUCUUGACCUUUCUUCCCAACAGAAACACACAAAUCCAUGCAAAAAAAAAUAAUAAUAAUUCAAUAAAAUAAUUUUAAUUGUUUUAAUUAGUGAAAAGAAAUGCAAAUAGUCAACACCAAGAAAGAUUGACAAACAGGUUUAAGCAGUGAAAACAACCCAGAAGCAUUUUGAAUCACGGUCAGUGCUGUCCAAAUAGACAUUUAUAAAUUCUCAGCAUCUGGGGAUCCAGCACUUAGACCGAAAAAAAUAUGAAUAAUGGAUAAGGCUUUCUUGUACCUCAUGGCCUUUUAAUAAUGUGAAAAUACCAAAAUCCUAUUUAUAGGUAAACGGUCUAUCCAACAUACUGAAGAGGCAAUUAGUUCAGUCCCAGCAACACUGCCUAACACCCACACUUGAAUUGGAACCUUGGUGCUGAUUUUCAGAAAGGCCCUUUCUUACCUGAAUUCUGCCUUCUUGGCACCCUGCCUGCCAAGGCCCACCAGUCUCUGCCAUCUCCCUGCUUCUCUAACCACCAUUGCCCAUAAAUAACCCCUUUCCAAACACCUCUUCCUCCUGCAAGCCCACUUGCUCCCCACACAUGCCCUUCUUGAAUCAGUAGUUCUCCAGCCCAUGCACAGAGGACUCAACUGGGGAAGCCUUCUGCAUGGAGCACUGGGUGUUAUGCACAAACAAUGAAUCAUGGAACACUUCAUCUAAAACUAAUGAUG
Messenger RNA from Leptonychotes weddellii (Weddell seal), 1332 nucleotides. NCBI's taxonomy places the organism in Eukaryota, Metazoa, Chordata, Mammalia, Carnivora, Phocidae. The record is from RefSeq and is a predicted model, not a curated record.